AUGUCCUCUAAGCGUGUUUACCUCCUUCGUCAUGGCCAAGCUGAGCAUAACGUAGCGAAUGAUUACUCGAUCCACGAUGCCGUAUUAACACCGUAUGGACGACAACAAUGUGUCGAGUUUGCUCAAGCCAACCCUGAUUUUCAGAACAUCCCAGAGUUGAUUAUCGCCUCUCCCUUUAGAAGAACUCUUUCCACCACGCUCCUGGCCGUACCUAAGACCUUUGAACGGCUAUCUCCUCGAGGCGUCAUAUUGAUGCCGCAAUUACAAGAGACUCACGACUUUCCCUGCGAUACAGGCUCAGAUCGCGAUGUUCUCGAGCAAAUAGAAGAAUUCAAGGAUCGAGGUUUUGACUGGAGCGUAUUGACGGAUGAUUGGAACAAGAACGAGGGAUUCUACGCACCGACUCCGGAAGCUCUGGCUGAUCGCGCCAAAUGGGUCCGGAGGUUUGUGAGGGAUCGGCCGGAGACUAACAUUCUUCUCAUCGGGCACGGCGGAAUCUUUCGAGAGAUUGAUGGCCGGAUGAGGGGCCCCAAUUCGGGGGUAACGGUCUCAUUAUCGAGAUGGGGAAACGUCGAAUGUCGAGUGUAUACUUUUCAGAACGAUGAUGACGAAAACGCGACCAUGAUUCCCAUUCAGGAGCCAUCCCUCAUACAUGCGAUUGACAAACCCAUUGAUUCACAUGUUGAAAUUGAGGUCGUUGCUUGA
Rhizoctonia solani is the source of this 705-nucleotide messenger RNA. Its product is annotated as histidine phosphatase family containing protein. NCBI's taxonomy places the organism in Eukaryota, Fungi, Basidiomycota, Agaricomycetes, Cantharellales, Ceratobasidiaceae. The coding region runs from base 1 to 705 and encodes 234 amino acids. Gene Ontology annotation, molecular function: phosphatase activity. Gene Ontology annotation, cellular component: cytoplasm. The transcript is spliced from 5 exons. The record is from RefSeq and is a predicted model, not a curated record.